This is a messenger RNA of Cicer arietinum (chickpea), 1155 nucleotides long. The record is from RefSeq and is a predicted model, not a curated record. NCBI's taxonomy places the organism in Eukaryota, Viridiplantae, Streptophyta, Magnoliopsida, Fabales, Fabaceae.
UUCUUGUAAACUCGAGACUAUAUACACUAUAGUAUACUCACCGAUUAAUAAACGGUGACCCACACACUUCACCAAACCUCACAUCACCGUAACUAUCUCUUCUUCUUAAUUUAAUUCACUCAAAAAUCUUAUCCUUCUAAUUCUUUCCUACUCUUAUAAAAUAAUAAUAUAUGUAUCCCUCUUUGUCCCCUCCCUCACACAACAAUUCUUCUUUCUAGUUCUAGAUUAUGUACUUAUUUUUUUCCUCGUAAAAAAAAAACAUGAAAUUCUACAACCGGAUGUUGCUCCUACUAAACGAGGAUGUUCCAAUCUCAUCAUCUAUUCCCCCUUCUCCUCAAAUUCAACCCACCACCAUAAACGCAUCCUCACCGUUCAAUUCAAUCACUCCAUCAUCUAAAACAUUUACAAGCCCUUUACAAUUACAAUUACCAUUUCGUCCAAUUCUCUCUUCCAACAUCGCCUACACUUUUCUCCUCGUAUUCUCCACACUUUUCUUCUUCGUCUUCGUCCUCUUGUCGAUCCGUGAAUUCUCAUCCAAUCGCCGCCGUCGCAACCCGCCGUACCGUGGUGCUGAUAUUGCCGUCGUGAAGUCUCUGCCGGUGUGUUCGUACCGGGAGGAUGUUAAGCAACCCGACUGUGUGAUAUGUUUGGAGGAGUUUCGAGAGUGUGAUGUCGUGAAGAUUAUUCCUUCUUGUAGGCACGUGUUUCAUCCUGAAUGUAUUGACACGUGGCUUUCUUUGCACGUGACGUGCCCUAUUUGUAGGUGUGAUAUGGUGUGCGGUGGGGUAGUGGAUGACCCUGCGGGAAGAUCAACGGUGGAGAAUGGAGGAGAUUGAGAAGCUGGGUAGUUAACGGUUGAGAUUAGAAGUAGUACAACAUUGAGCUAUUGGUAUUAAUUUAGCCUCAACAAUCAACUGUUACACAUAAAUUGCCUCUAUAAAAAACUGUUACAUUUAAAUAUUGAGAGCCAACAAGGUCCUAUUUGAGGCUUCCAGCGAUCCUCAAUUUCUAGUUGCCAACUACUAUUUUCAUUCUUUUAUAGUUGAAAUUAGUAAUUAAAGAUUUUGUGUGAGAUUUUGUCAUGUAUCAUUAGUGGAUGAUUUUUAUUUCAUUAGAUACUCUCUAAAAAUAUAAUGUAUAUAUUUUUUUUUUAAA